UAAGCAAGUAAAAAUUUGGGAAUUUUUGGCUGGGGUCUCUUUUCACCGAACGAUUAAUCCAGUUGGUGGUUGCGCAUUGAAUUGCUCAGAAUCAAGAUGGCGACCCCUUCUCUAGCUGAAAAGCUGGACAAGAUCAAGUCCCCUGGACUUCAGAGUCAGAAGAGGACUGUCGUUGUACUUCAGGCCGUCGAGUCGACUCUCAAGGAACAGAACACGGCUCCUACGCCAACAGGAUACUUUGCCGCUCUUCUCGCCCUUCUUCAGCAGGCGAACAGCAAUGACACCGUGAAUCCAGAAUUGGCGACUCCCGUCGUCUACCUUCUCGACGUCGUUACGCCUUAUGCCCCCCAACCUCUCCUCCGAUCCAAGUUUACACAGAUUCUUACUCUUCUCGCCCCCGUACUUUUGUUGCAGGAUGCCGAAGCCCCGUUGUUGCGAUCGUCCAUAGGAUGUCUCGAAUCUCUUCUUCUGGCCCAGGAUGCCGCUUCUUGGGAGCUUUCUGUCUCCCAAAUCGGUCCUCGACGAGCUGUUGCUGGACUCUUGAACAUGUCUGUUGACCACCGACCAAAGGUGCGAAAGAGGUCGCAAGAUGCUCUGAAGACGGUUCUUCGAAACCCGCCUCCGAGCCCCUCCCUGGAUCACCCUGCUGCCGACAUGUGCGCCCAAACUGCUACCAAGAACCUCGAGGAUCUCGCCGGCAAGAUUGCGCAGGCGCGCAAGGGAAAGAAGGCCGAUGUUAGCCAUGACCCUGCUAUGAUCCACGCUCUUCAACUGGUCAAGACUGUUGCGGCUGCCAGUGGUGGCUGGCCUAGCAAGAAGAUCGAGUCUCUAUGCGAGCUCCUCUUGGGCAUCGCAAAGAGCGGAAACGAGUACAUGACCAUGGCGUCUUUCGAAAUUUUUGAGAUGAUCUUCGAGGGUAUGACAGAUGAGGUCUCAUCAGCCAAGCUCCCACGACUUAUGGAAAUUAUCUCCGAAUUGCGACCAGCUGCCAACGACACCCAGCUUGUUCCCCCGUGGCUCGCCAUUCUGUCCCGAGGAUACGAUGUUUCCGCCCAGGUCGAGCCUGAGGAGACUUUUCAGAACCUCCCCCAGCUGUUCGAUAUGGUCGCCCAGUUCCUCGAGGCACCCUCCGAGAAUAUUCGAAUUUCCGCCUCAGAAUGUCUAGUGUCUUUCAUGGCCAACUGUAUCCCUCAAAAUGUUAUCCUUGAGCCUUCAAUUUUCGACGAGAAGGUUCUCGAGAAGCUGGCCAAGUCAGCAGAGUCUCUUUUGACUGUUCAGUUCCAGGCUGCCUGGCUCCAGACUUUCAACGUUUUGGGAGCGAUAUUCGAUACUUUGAGAUGGAGGUCUUAUCCUAUCAUGAUGAACGUCACGAAGACUAUCGGCGAAAUCCGAGAAAACGGUUCUUUCCGCAACAAGAAGGAGGCUGACGAUGUUAUUGGAAAGGCUAUCCGAGCUAUGGGUCCCGAGGCUGUUCUCUCAAUUCUCCCUCUCAACCUCGCAAAGCCAGCAAAGGGCCAGCCAGGCCGUGCUUGGAUGUUCCCUAUUCUACGAGAUUACACUAGCAACACAAACCUAGCUCACUUCAAAAGUGAGAUGGUUCCUCUCAGUGAGGUUAUGUUUCAAAGGGUUCUUGACCAUGGGCAGGCUGAGAAGACAAUGGAGGUCAAGAUUUACGAAACAGUUGUCCAGCAGAUCUGGUCUACUCUUCCCGGCUACUGCGAUCUUCCUCUGGAUCUUACCGAGGCUUUCGACCAGGGCUUCGCCGAGAUUUUGGCUAACCUCCUGUACAAGCAAGUUGAGCUGCGACUGGAUGUUUGCAGGGCGCUCAAGACUCUGAUCGAGUCCAACCAAGCUAUUGCCAAUAUUGAGGACCAGGAGGAGGAUCUCGUUCUUCAGAGCCGAGUCAGCCGCGCUGAUGCCAAGAAGAAUCUUGAGUACCUUUCCAACUUUGCAGGCAACAUGCUCGCAGUCCUCUUCAACGUCUACACGCAAACUCUCCCCCAAAGCCGGGGCCCCAUCCUUCAGACCAUCAACACCUUCCUUAGCAUCACACCCAAUACUGAGUUGAUGGAGACUUUCGACCGAGUCAGCACUAUGCUCGCCACUGAGUUAGAGAAGGAGAAGCCAGCGGAGAAGAAGAAGGAGAGCCAGAAGUCCAAGGAUCACAUGCCUUCAACAGCCCAGACAUUGAUGGACCUCGUCAUCACAAUGUCCGUUUAUCUCCCCAGGGAAAGUUUCGCCGCUCUUUUCAAGAUUGCCGAAGUCAUCAUCAACAAGGAGGAGGAGCCUCAACUUCAGAAGAAGGCAUACAAGCUCAUUCCUCGCCUAGCGGAUUCUGAGGUCGGAAAGGCUGCUCUUCAGGAGAGAAGUGCUGAGCUCCAGCAACUUAUCUUCUCUAGCACCGAGAAGGUCUCAGCUCCUGCUCGACGAGAGCGCCUUGCUGCCAUUAUCGCCCUCCUACCUUUCAUUCCCGACACCUCCCUUCACUUCAUUCCUGCUGUGCUCAGCGAAGUUGUCAUCUCUUGCAAGGAGAACAAUGAGCGUGCCCGUGAGACAGCAUAUGAGCUCCUGGUUCGCAUGGGACACCGUAUGGUGCAGGCUAAUGGAACAUCCAUCGACAACAGCAAGGUUCCUCACAUGCCCGACGAUGCCCCUGCUGGAACCGCUAAUAUCGAGGAGUUCUUCACUAUGGUCAGCGCUGGUUUGGCUGGCAGCACACCUCACAUGAUCUCAGCUUCUAUUACGGCCAUCAGCCGACUUCUAUAUGAGUUCCGAAGCGAACUGAGUGACGCUACUCUAUCUGACUUGGUCCAGACCAUGGAUCUCUUCCUUACUUCCAACAACCGAGAGAUCGUCAAGAGCUGCUUGGGUUUCGUCAAGGUCUGCGUUAUUGGCCUCCCUGUCGAGCUCAUGCUUCCUCGUCUCUCAACUCUCGUGCCCAACCUCAUUGUCUGGAGUCAUGAGCACAAGGGUCACUUCAAGGCCAAGGUCAAGCAUAUUCUGGAGCGCAUGGUCCGUCGCUUUGGUUAUGAUAAUAUUCACAAGAACACACCUGAUGACGACAAGAAAUUGAUCGUCAACAUCCGCAAGACCAAGGAACGUUCCAAGAAGAAGAAGGAUGCUGCCAAGGGUGAGAAUGACGGUGACGAUAGUGACGACGACGAGGCUCAGCCCAAGCGCCAGUUCGAGAACGAAUACGACCAGGCCCUUUACAGCAGUGACUCUGAUGAUGAUGAUGGUGAAUCCGACGAUGAGGCUCCUAGGCAAAAGAAGAAGGCCCAGAAGGGUGGCAAGACAUAUAUUGUUGAAGACGACGACGAACCUCUCGAUCUGCUCGACAAGAAGGCCUUGGCCAACAUCUCUUCUACUAAGCCUGUUAAGAUGCGCAAGCCCACACGCACCAAGGCCAAGGUCGACCUCGACGGCAAGCUCAUCCUCGGCAAGGACAGUGACGACGAGGGUGCCAUGGACGUCGACGAGCCCAACCCUGAGGCUUCAGGCGUUGGUGCCUACGUCGCCGCUCUCAAGGGCAAGGACGUCGCCAAGCGCGGUCGCGGAGGCAAGCUCAAGUUCUCCAACCGUCGCACCAAGGACGACGAUGACGAGGACUUUGAGAUGGAUGACAACGAUGUUGCGGCAGUCAAGAGCAGGAUCAGCCCUGGACGGGAUAGGGGUAGCCGUGGAAGCUUCCGCGGUAGAGGAGCCGGUCGUGGUGGAAAGAGUGGAAGAGGAGGCAUUGCUGCAGGACGAAAGGGGCUUGGUGUUGAGAAGAGACAUGGAGUGUCUGGCGUGGGAAAGCCUAGGAGAGGACGCAACUAGAUGCCAUACUUAUACCCAUUCCAUGCGUCAUGAGGUUUCGGCAUUCGUUUUAUUUUUCAAGUUCGAGUUUAGAUCAUGGGUUGUUUUAGGGUAAAUAAAAGUCGAGCAAUUAUGAAGUCCAUUCGUAUACGGUUCAUCAUCGUAUUAUGGGGAGUAAAAGGCCUCGUCCAAAUGUCUAACAAUUCAAAUACUAGUUCUUGUAGUAGUCAAGUCUUUCCUCCGAUCGGGGUAUCAUCAGAUCAUGCCAUCGUCCAAAGUUCAUUCCAUCACAAUCGCUUUUGCCGGACUGCAAUAUCAACAAUGUAACCUCCAACGCCUGUUUCCAUGCUCAACGCGCUCAAAUAUUUUACGCACAUGCAUUAUCAUGAGCAAAACAAACAGUAUCCGCAAUUCUCUAAAUCAUCUUGCAGCAUUACUCAAGCACAAUUACAUCCUCCAUUCGACGCGGGUGUAGAGGCCGAGGUCGACCGUCUCCUGCAACAACGGGCUCUUCUCGGUAGUAUCGAUGCACUGGCUCCCGAUGUUGAAAGGGUUCGGGUACUCGUUCUUCGUAACGACUAUAUCGUGUUAGUGUCUUUCUGAUUUGACGAGCCACACUCUGCUUACACCUCGCGGUACGGUUCGUAGCCUGGUGCCAAUGGCUCAUUUAUGACCGGACGAGGCUCUGGGCCAGGUGGAUUAUAACGGAUGGGACGAGAGUCUCGCUCAAAGUAACUUCUAAUAUCACCUCGAGCUCCUGAAGACACAGGGACAUGAGCUGGUCUGGCCCGAUUGUCCGUUACAAUAGGGCGAUAUCGAUCUUCCAGAGACACGCGAUUGAUGGGGAUCAUCUCAGUGUCUGCGUUGGUUCGGUUGCCUGGUACUAGCCGGGAGUUUUCCUGCCAAGGGGCCGCCUGUUGCUCCCUUGCAACUCUAUAUGGCUCCGGAGCAAGCCUCGAGCCAGGCCCUGCUUCAUCACGGGAUGAUGCUGGAACGUCUCCAGUUGAAUGAACUGGGACUCGUUCAUAGAACCCACCACGAUCUUCCAUGACAACUGGGGUAUCACGAAUUCCUGGUCUUUGUGGCUCGUCAUAUGGCCGACGACUUACUAAAAUCCUCGCUGGGUUGUUCUGUGUUCCACGCGAUCUUGUAUCAUAACGAUAUGAAGGAUCCAAAGGAGCCGGAGGAGCAGGUAUUCCAUGAGAUCUUGUAUUAUAGCGAUGCGCAGGGGCAUCGAAUAUGUGACCACGGGGUGGUGAGGGAUCGUGGCCAGGGAUUUGGUAGGGCCUAUCUCCAUGAACCAACGGUUCACCCAUUACAGGUCGUGAUAUUUCCAUGGGCUCGCCUCUUGUAAGAGGGCCUCGCAAUGGAGAAGAUAUGAUAACUGGAUGCUGCAUACUGGUGGUCAUAGGGGGCUCAUUUCUGAAGCCUUGUCCCCGAGGGGGUACUGCACGCACAAAGGACGGUUUCAUAGUAUCAGGAGACGCUGGCUCAAUGGAUUGCACCAACAUAUCCUGUAGCCGAUCGGCCACUCUCGACACAGGCGGAUGAGUGCUAGGUGGCGCGUCAUAAAAUGGUGACUUUACCUUGCGGGCAACUUGUGGCCCUGUACUUAUAAAAUGGCCAUUUGCGGGAUACUGAGGUUUCCCGACAUAACCGUUCUCAUAGGGUGCAGGUCCCGCACCUCCAGAAACAAUUCUGAGCUGGGAUGCAGCAGGCAACUCAUCACCUAAAGGGACCAGAGCCGUAGGCGGCGGGGGACCACGGGUAUACUGAGGAGAUGGCCCUUGGGGAGAUUGGGGAGCUGGCUCUUGUACAUUGCGGUUUCUGUCAAUGGCUUCUUGCCAUGCUUGGUACCGUUUGAAUCCGCGCUGUCCUUUCUUCUCGGCGGAUGUCUUACGCUUUGCUUUCUUCACCUUUCCUUUUGGCUUGGGCGUGGCGGGCGUUCGUGCGCCCUGGUUAGGUCUGGGAGAUUGGUGGUGACCGGGACCCGCCUGGCCAGAGAUAUUCUGUACAGGCCUGCUGGGAAUGGGAUUCGUAUACUGACACACAACCUCUUCGAUUGAUGAGUCGGACUCGUUGCCGGAUUCCUCACCUUCUGAGUCGGAUAUCACAACAACUUCCCUCAAUAUCUCAUCCAGCUGGUCCCGACCGCUCUCCUCAUCUCCUCGCCACUUGACGAGGGUGUCCAAACAAAGAGCCUCGACAACUUUGCGAGCAUUCUGCCACGUGGUCUCCCUUAGCAAAGUAUCAUACCUUGUAUGGGUAUGACGGAUGUGAGCGAGCACUGCGAGUUGAACCCUUCGAGCGAGGGUUAUGUCAUCCGAAAGGCCUACUUUUUCCUUGUUGUUUUUGUUCGUUGGAUCCUAUAAUAAUAAAUACCUUAUCUGUAUAAAGGUGUCAGGGAGAACAAACCCGUCUAAAAGCAUGUUCGAUGAUCAUCUGUCGAUCGGUGUUUGGAAUUCUGGGAAACAAAUCGCGUAAUGCAGCGUCAACUUGUGCAUCGUAUUCCUCUUGAGAUUCGGGAAUGGGUUCGGGGGCGCCGCGAGCUGCUGGAAGCAUGUUCUCCAUGAUAUGUCCUAGACCCGCGCGGGCUUCCUCGACGAUUGUUUCUCUAACAUGAUGUCCAAUGCGAUGGACUUGGUGAGCCAAGAUAUUUGAGCCGGAUGCUUCUUUUGCGUUCUUCAUGUGGCCAGGUUAGUAACAGACGGCCGAGACCAAUACAUCUGUGUUUUGCAUACCGAUACGAUAAAUAUCAUGGCAUCUUUUUCUCGUGAUAGUUCUUUGCAUGCUUGAGUUAGUUCAGGGUUGCCGGCAGGGACAAACUCGAAACCAGGAGGGGGUGUUUUCUUUGUAGUAAUCUAUACAUGGUGGUGAGUGCUGUGAUGACCUCGUUGCGCAACAGUCGCAUUAUACCUGGAAUUCAAGCUUCUUUUUUUUAUCCUUGUUUUCAACAAACUCGAAGUACGAGUGAUGUUUCGUUGUCUUUGGAAGAGCUGGUUUGGCAACAAAGCCAGGGGGGACAGGUGCUGUAUGAUCAUACUGAGAUCUUUGUGCACGUCUAUGCCUCUCCUUUGGGCCACCUGCCACAGCCGCGGGCAGGUUUCGUUUUUCUCUCCCCAUUUUGUACGGCUAUGGUCAGCUUACCAUAGUGGCGAGUGAUAGAUUUCCAGUUGAUAUGUUCCGACGAGGGAACUGAAAUAGCAACUUGAUAGGACCUUCUGAGGCCUGGUAGAACGCGAUAUGUUUGCAGAGGACGAUACUCUUUGCAGUACCUGUUUGCAAGUGCAAGGGUGGUAACCGUAUCUUCAAAGUUGGAGAACACAAGCAAAGAAGAAUAGGCUGUCGCGAUGCGUGCGAUGCCGCGCAAUACUCUGCUAUGCUAUGCAAUGCGAUGCAACAACGAAAUGUGACGGGCCGAAACUGUUUCAAUCUUUCACGAGUCGCAACAAGGCACAGAUAGACAGACACGGUAUAUACAAACCGAUAGGCGCGUUCCAGUUGACACUUUGGCCGGGCGAGGAAUAUGUCAGACACGACUGUUCAGGCGCGAGUGCAGUUGGGCGCGCACGGUUGUAGGGCGUAAGGCUCCGACGAGGUUCUCCAAAUGCAUGCAGAUGCAGGCGAAUGGGGCCAUUGAUGGAUGGCCUCAAG
Fusarium odoratissimum NRRL 54006 is the source of this 7452-nucleotide messenger RNA. RefSeq lists its product as uncharacterized. NCBI's taxonomy places the organism in Eukaryota, Fungi, Ascomycota, Sordariomycetes, Hypocreales, Nectriaceae. The coding region runs from base 97 to 3819 and encodes 1240 amino acids. The record is from RefSeq and is a predicted model, not a curated record. The transcript is spliced from 2 exons.